AUGCAGAAAAAGAAAAGGCGACUUCUCAAGGUCGUGGGUCAUCAUGACGUCGGGACCGUGGAGGAGCACUGGGAGCUCGUCGAAGAUCCCUAUCUCAACAAGUACGCCCGGCCAGAGGAUACCAAACUUGUGAUAUCCGAGAGACCGGAGGACCAGAAAUAUCCAUCACCUCACGAAACCCUCUGCGGCAAUGAAAGCGUCAAACAAAUAGUGACGAAGCUGUCGUCCAUGGUCAGGUCCAGGCUGAGGUUUCGUUCGGAUGUCAGGUCGGACUCGAUAUACGAAUUGUACACGGCACUGCCAGAGCCUCGCAUGGUACACAUAUCAGCAAAUCUGCGCCAUCGUCUGCUCAAGUUGUUUGGCAUGCCGCGGAAGAAGGAAUCUCAGUCAAUGCUCCGAUACUUUGCACUCGUUGGCGAAGUCAAGGACUGCGGCAUAGCCCUUCAACGCACCGAAUGGAACUACGCCCUGGCCCUGGCUACCAGAUACGUUGGUAGGACCACCGAAACAGAGGUUGAGUAUGCUCUCUUGCUGUGGAGGGAGAUGGAGAAGCAAGCAGGCGUCAAGGGCAACAACAUCACGUUCAACAUAUUGUUUGACGCUGCGUCAAAAGCUGGAAAUUUCCAACUAGGCGAAAUGCUGUGGAAGGAGAUGAAGGCACGGAAGAUCCGGUUCAACCGAUAUCACCGAGUCAGUCUGAUUUUCUUUUUCGGACUUCAGGAGAAUGCCGACGGCGUCCGGGCUGCCUACAAGGAGAUGGUGGAAGCUGGAGAGAUGGUCGACACUGUGGCUCUCAACUGCGUCAUCGUCAGCUUUCUGAGAUGCGGCGAACAAGAGGCGGCGUUGAAAGUCUACAACUACAUGAAGGGAACCGGGUCAAAGGCUGCCGUCAAUUUCCCUCGAAAAGACUACUUCAAGGACCAGGUAGUUACCAAGAUCCUUUUCAUGUUCGCAUCAGUCGGCAGGAUGGUACCGGAGCUUCGGCCUCAGUUACAGGAACUCGCAGGCACCGCCCCUGACAUGCGAACAUAUCGCAUUCUCAUCAAGCACUUUGGCGUCGAGAGAGGCGACCUCGGCAGGGUUGCCCAGUUUCUCGACGAGAUGUGGCAGUUCGAGGUGCCUGUUGACGGGUCCGUCUUUUUGGCCAUAUUCGUAGCCUUCGAAAAGCACGGUGGCAAGGCCUUUUCCGCGUGGACACCAGCCCGGUUGGAGAAGGUCUUAUCCGCGUUGCUGAGAGCGAUCGACUACAAAACCGAGGGUCUUUACCUCGACACCUGGCUCAUGGGGUGGGCGCUUCGGGCCUUUAUGAAAUGCGCCAACGAAGUCAGAGCUGGGGAAGUGUACGAGGAGUUUCAAAAGAGGUGGGAUUUGCCGCCGGACAGAGCGCGGUACAUGGAGGGUUAUGUCGCCAGGAUCUUGCAUCGCAAGAGUUAA
Messenger RNA from Colletotrichum higginsianum IMI 349063, 1434 nucleotides. RefSeq names its product Pentatricopeptide repeat protein. Bases 1 to 1434 code for a protein of 477 amino acids. The transcript has a single exon. Gene Ontology annotation, molecular function: protein binding. The record is from RefSeq and is a predicted model, not a curated record. NCBI's taxonomy places the organism in Eukaryota, Fungi, Ascomycota, Sordariomycetes, Glomerellales, Glomerellaceae.